This is a messenger RNA of Lactuca virosa, 482 nucleotides long. The record is from the annotation of a GenBank genome assembly. Lineage: Eukaryota; Viridiplantae; Streptophyta; Magnoliopsida; Asterales; Asteraceae.
AUUUCCUAAAAGCCCUAGUAUACCCUGUUCUUUCAAAAUCGUCAACACCACGAAAAUCAAACGAAGAGCAAACAUCGAUCGAUUAGGGUCGAUGCGCUCAAAAAAUUGACUCGUCGAAUCGCGACUGCCGGUCUGCCACCACCGGUCACCCCUUGAUAUCUCCUUCAUCGCCGUUUCAGUCAUCGUCCACCCUCACCAGAUCGUGAAACAUUUCAUCUCUAUUUCCGUCAUUUUUCACCAAUCGCCGACACGCCACUGGUCACGCCAUGGCCUUCGUUGCUUUUACAUCGAUUCGUGACCGGUGCCCUAUAUUCACUUCUUUUACUUUGUUUCCUCCGCUAUCACUAGCAGGAUCGUAUCACUCUGUUCUUAAUCCACGUUUCUUGAAGCUCGGACAGAGCCUCAUCAAACAUGGCACAAGAUUAUGGAUUUGGAGUAGUCAAUUCAAAGGUGAAGAUAAUCCAUGUGACCGGAAUAAGUGA